AUGGAACCAGUCCUCCGAAAAGUCAUUCCCCACAAGGAAGCCCUGAGGUUCAGCCACGGUAAUGCAGAGGAGGAAAUGCCCUCAAUUCACUUGCGACACCUGUCCGGGCCCCCAGGUCUCUCCUCGCGCCCAGACCCCUGCCCUAGCUCCCCGCCCCCUGUGCCCCAAUCCCCGCCCUCUCCCCGCCCUGCCCCCUCCCAGACGGCCGUCGCCCCGGAGGUCCCCAGGGCCCAGACCCCUCGCGCGUCCUGCGAGUGGCUCUCUGGAGCCUGGACGGGCGGCGCGGGGAGGCCCGUCGCGGCGCGGGGAGGCCCGUCCUGGCGCGGCCUCUCCCCCAUCAUCACACCCCGCGGGCUCCAGGGACUCCCCGCCCCCGGAAACAGCGGAGAAACUAGGCCGGGAACGCCAGCCCUGGCCACUAUCCGCCUCCUUGGCUACCCCCCGCAGGCGGGCCAUCGGAACUCAACCCUCCGAGUUGCUACCUGUCCGGCGCCCUCUCAGCCCGGGAGCGCGGGCCGAGUGGAGGCGCGCCGCAGGGUUCGUCCGCGAAAGGUCCUCCACCGCAGACUCACCUGCCGCCUGCUCCACCUUCAGUGCCACCCAGAAACAGCCCCUUGCUGGGGCAUGAAAGCGCCGGCUACGCGGCCUGCGCGCCCUCGCCACAGCCGGGCGGGGGGACUUGCUCCCGCGGCCGCCGCCGCCACGGCCCGAUCUGCGCCUGCGCCGCCUGACGGGCUCGCGCGAGCUCGCGCGGGCGCUUCGGCUCUCCCGGGUCCGGCGGUGCGGGCGGCGGGUCGCCUAGUAGCAGCCGGCUGCAGUGCCGUCCCGACAGCUGACGGCCAUAUUCCUGUUCCCUUUUCUUUUUUUCUCCCCCUCCUUCCGCCCUUUUCCACAGAACAGCACUUUCCUUUUCCCCCUCCCUCUCCCUUUCCUACUGCGGGGGUGGGUGGAAAAGGGCGUGGGGGGAGGGGUGGAAAAGGGAGGCCGCGGGGGCGGGGCAGUGCUAGAGUCCCGCCCCCGGGGAGGGCCGAGGCCGCGCGGUCACUGCUCCCCUCCCCCCGCCUCCCGCCGCGACCCCCGCGGGGUGCGAGGUCCCAGCCCGGCCCCCUUGGAGCCCCUCCUCCGCAUUCGCUCCGCGGGUCCCUCGCCGAAAAGGAGCUGGGAGUGAAGGAAGGGCCCAGGGCGCUACUCUGCUGCCCUUCUUGCGGGGCUCCGACUCUGUGUGGUGUGGGUUUAUCGCCCCGGCCUCAGGCAGGUGGCGGCUGCUCCUCUAGGGUUUAUCAAAAACGGGGAAAGGGACACCGAGUCCCUCAGUCCUGGGAGAAGAAUGCUGAGCGGGAUUCACGUCCCUGGACGAGAAGUUUUCCUUUCCGGGGGGAAGCCAGCUACCAUGUCAUCAGGCAGCUCUGUGAAGGAGUUCAGAAGUGUAUCCUUGCCAAGUUGAGCCUUGAGAGGACUGUGGCCACAGCCAACACCUCUAUUUUAGCCUCCUGACAGACCCCGAGCCAGAAUCACCCAACUAAGCUGCUUCUGCUUUCUUUACUCACGGAAACCGUGAGAUAAAUAUUUCUUGUGGGGUGCCUGGGUGGCUCAGUCAGUUGAGUAUCCGACUCUUGAUUUCGGCUCAGGUCAUGAUCUCACAGUUCGGUUUGUGAGUUCAAGCCUAGCAUCAGACUCUGCACUGGCAAGAUCAGCUUUGGUGAUUUCAUAAUUGAGUAUGGAGGAGAAACUCGUAAAUUCUUAGCUCUUUAUUUUCCCAGUCAAAAUAAAUUAACUCUUGAUUCUCUAGGAUAGCCUCCACAGCAUGCAAAUCUGAUCCUGAUCUCUACUUUCCGAUGUGUAAUCCACAUGUUCUACACUGGUGAGUUAUUUGGGUCCAGCCCCUUACUCUUCAUUUCAUUUUUGAAAACAUAGGAUUUGAAGGCCUGUUGAUUCAUGCCCACAGGCACUCUGAUAUACUUCUGGAAAGAGUUUUAAGUAAGAAUAUCAACAAACACAAGAUCUGCAUUAUUCAUAUGAUAUCUAAAUGACCCAGUGUGUCCUACUCUCCACAGGGAGCAUUAGCACACUCUCUUUGUGCCCCCCUCCAGUAUCUUUAUCUGGCUGUGGACUCUGUAUCAUCAUCCACAGAAUGGCCUCAUCGAGAGUCUUUUGGAGUUACUCAGCAUAUUCUUCAUCCAAUUCUCUUUACUAGGCCUACGGGCCAAACAUAGCUGGACUAGCAGUGUGAAGGACGGGCACAAGGCUCUUGGUCUUGAGUCAAAGUGGAGUAAACGAUCCUGAGAACAAUGUCCUAACAUCAUAAAGAAGAGUAGGGAUUAACAAAGGGAGAAAAACAGAGAAAGAAAUAAUGGGUAGAGAGGUUGACAAGAAGACACCUUAUAUGAACAUCUGAGACACAAGACCAGCUGUCCAUGGCUGGAUUUCAUGGGCUCCCUACAGGAUUUUAAGUCGAGGGCAGAGUCCUCUACCCUCAGGCUUUCCCCACUCCUGGGGAGCAGUGUCUGGGCUCACUUGAACACCACUCUAGCACCCAACACCUCCAAAUAUGGUUAGUCUCCCUAACUAACAUACGUCUACAUUCAUCCAUCCAGGUAUAUUCCUAGUUUCCCACUUUUACUGUUGCCUAUCCUGACUAGAGUUCAACUCUAACCUGCUUACCUUUUUCUGAGCCUUAAUUCUUUUAUUCCUCACAUCAUAGC
Molecule: messenger RNA, 2702 nt
Organism: Acinonyx jubatus (cheetah)
Lineage: Eukaryota; Metazoa; Chordata; Mammalia; Carnivora; Felidae
Product: translation initiation factor IF-2-like
Exons: 3
Coding region: 1-1494 (497 amino acids)
Source: RefSeq, a predicted model, not a curated record